AAAAAAAGCCUGACAGUUUGUCAAAUCCUCUAAUGGUCGACGGACUGUGAUAUGCUUUUUGUAGAUAGAAUUUCAUAAUUCUUCGUUUUUAUACUCGAAAUAAACGUUCACAUUGAGAGAUACACGAGAAUUUCACAAAUUAAAACUUAAAAAUCGCGCUAAGCACCAUGAGGAGCCGAUAAAAUCGAGUUAAAAUUUGCACGUAGCGAUAGGAAGAGCUCGAGCACUAUAGUUUUAACGUUUUAUAACUUUUUCAUGUUAAAACUGUUGAUAUUGUGGUUUGAGUAGUGAAGAUUGAAGAUGACUACGUCUUCUGAGGACGUUUUGCUCAGCGUGAGCUACGUGAGGUACAAGAAGGGUGAUGGGACUUUGUAUGUUAUGAACCAAAGGUUAGCUUGGAUGUUGGAAAACAGAGACACAGUCGCUGUAUCACAUAAAUAUGCUGAUAUUAAGACACAAAAAAUAUCCCCAGCAGGCAAACCAAAGGUGCAGCUGCAAGUGGUGUUACACGAUGGUACGUGUUCCACAUUCCACUUCGUCAAUCCUGCUGGGGCGGAGGCCCAGGCCAAAGACCGGGAUCAGGUUAAAAUGUUGCUGCAGAACUUACUACCAAAGUUUAAGAGACAAAUCGAUGGGGAGCUCGAAAUGAAGUCUAGAUUGUUAUCCCUACACCCUACUUUAAAGCAUUUAUAUGAAGACUUGGUGAUAUCGAAGGUGAUCAAUAGUGAAGAGUACUGGAAUACGCCCACACUCAAAACUUAUACCGAAUCUAAUAAUAUUAAGCAGGAGGCUGGUGUAUCCGGAGCAUUUUUAGCGGAUAUCCAGCCACAAACGGACGGCUGUAACGGCCUCAAAUAUAACCUCACGCAAGAUAUAAUAGACGCCAUAUUUAAAACUUAUCCCGCUGUCAGAAAGAAACACAUUGAUUAUGUACCCAACAAGAUGACUGAAGCUGAGUUUUGGACCAAGUUUUUUCAGUCUCAUUAUUUUCAUAGAGACCGUAUCGCCUCAUCGUCUAGCAAAGAUUUGUUCGGAGAAUGUGCCAAAAUGGAUGACCAAGCCAUUGCAUCAGCUAUGAAACACACUACUUUAGAUCUCACUGUGGACCUACCACAAUUCACGGAAAACAUACCUCUUUUACCGACGGAAGACGACGCGCCGCCAGAGAAGGACAGAGGGGAUAACACCUCCAUACACAGGAACAUGAUCAAGCGGUUCAACCAACACUCUAUUAUGGUGCUCAAAGCUAGUCAUAAAACAAAUUCUAGUAAUAAUAAUAAUAACAGUAGUAGUAAAACGACGAAUAACAACAAAGUUGUUGAGAAUGGCGUCAAGGAAUCGAAUGGAGUAGCAGAGAAGAGAACGGCAGAUAGUAAUACAGAAGCUCCUGAUAAGAAGAAGAGAAUAUUAGAGAAGAUACAUUAUGAAGAUCUAGAAGAUAGAAAGGGGAAUGAGGAUACGCAGGAAUUGAAAUUGUCAAAGGUGGAACGAUAUCUUCUUGGUCCAUCGUCUCAGACACAUCAAACACACACGCAUACAAAUAAUCCACCACCUUUAUCUGCGCUCGCGUCGAUAUGUCAAGCGUGGUCGAGCGGGCAGCAAUGCCAGCGGCCGGUGCGGGUGAGCGCGGGUGCCUGCGUGGGUGCUCUGGGCGAGCUCAGCCCCGGCGGCGCCCUCAUGCGCCACCACCACGCCGCCUCCAUGGCACAAUUAAUACCACCCGACGUGAAAUCCGAACUCCAUCGCAUCUACCUCUCCGGUGGGGAGUUGCUACGGGAACUAUGGCGGUGUUUCCCGCAGCCCGGGGCGGCGACCGACACGGAAGAUACCACGGCCAGAGCAGAGAAGUUUUAUGAAGCCCUGUUAAGAUUUAGGAAUGUUAAGUUGAGGCCUUUUGAGGAAAAAAUGCUCCGAGAUUUAACACCUUUAGCCACAACGUUAACACGACAUAUGAAUCAAAUGAUAGACACUGCCUGCGCGAAAUACGCGGUUUGGCAACAACGCCAGGCCAAACUGCGGUAGUAGUAAGUUUGUAGUUUUCGUUGUACCUUCAGCAGAAAAAAAUAAAUAAAAAAUGGUAAAAAACGUUGUUGGUAAGGCUUGUUGAAAGGUAAGUUUCGUUGACCAUAUAUUUUCUUUGGACUUUUAAAGGUAUUUUUAUGACAUUCGUUUUUUUUAUUGGUAUGAUAAAUAUGUCAUUUGUGGUCUUAUGAUAGCGUUGGGUUAAAAUUUUGAAAAAAUAUUUCUUUACACGACGACAGAUUUUUCUCUGUGAUUCUAAAAACAAUAUCAUAAUUUCAUAGUUAGUGGAUUCAUAUCUAAAUGUAUUAAAAAAAUUGUCAUAAAAUAUAGGCUUUUAGCCACUGCGGUUUGACUGAUAUAGCCUUUCAAAACAAGCUAUUAGAAUAAGUGGUUCAAUAUUAGCAUCAUCUAUACUCAUUGCAUUUCAAUAAAAAAUAUUCUAAAGACUCGAAUACACGCUUUAUUACAAUUUUAAAGAGCAAUAGAUAGAUAAAAAUGUAACGAAAAGCUUCUAGACGGGUUCUGUGAUAGAUAGAUAAACACAUUUAUGCCAUAUACUUGCAAAAUAAAUGGUCUUACUACAAAAACUUAAACAUGUGUCAAACACUUGUCUAAAAAAAGUGUGGCUGCAAAAUGGUCCUUAUUUCAACGUCAUAAUCUGUCAUUUUUUUAGACAAUUGUUAAACUGACGUUUAAAAGUUUUUGUGGUAAGACUGAAAAUGUCUUAUAAAAAAAUAAAAACUUUUUCUGCUGAUGGUACUUUUUUGUUUUUGUAAUAAAUGCGACCAAAUUGUCAAAUUGUCGUUUUUAGGUAAGUUAGUGAUGUGACGAGAGACUAAAUGCAUAAUAGUCCUAUUUAUUUUGUAAUCCAUUGCGUGUUUUGCACUGAAGUUUAUUUUUCUAUGAGCUUUGAAACUGUCGAUAGGUAUGGACUAGUGUUGUGAUAGAUAUCUUUUGAAGAUACAGAAUAGAAACACAAUGUAUUGAACUGUGGAAGUCUGAGAGCAUAAUAAUUGGAAUUUAAAGAGUUUUUUAUUAGUUCCAACUUUUAUGGGAUAGAGAGCUUUUUGUUUUAUAGGCAAAAAGAAAAAUAAUAAAAAAUUACGCACAAAAUUAAAUAUGAUCUGAUGCUCUAAUCUCACGAUAAAAAUCAGAAAAGAAAACAUGAAAUGGAUAACUUUAAUAAAACCACUCCCUAGAACCAAAACUGCCCUUGUAAAUAGAAAAAAAAAAAACAGAAAUAAGACUGACUACUCAACCAGUUCCCUAAACAAUUUAUUUAAAACUUUCUCGUCACAUCUUAACAUUUAAUUUGGCAUAUAAACAAUUGUACAUACGCCUGUCUUAUGUAUAAAAAAAUAAUCUGUGAAUACCUAAUAUCAUUUAGUUAAUGUAAAAUUGGGCCCAUGGACGCGGAGACAGUUGGUCGAAAAAAUCGCAAAGUCGACUAUUUGUCGCACUUAUUGGAUGUUAGUCUGACGCUUUUGAUAGCUUCCUUAGUAAUUUGUUGAGAUAUUAGUAUCUUCAUUUUAUGGGAUAUAUUUUAAAAGUGUGAAAAAGUGAGAAUGAAAGAAUGUAGUACCUAGGUACUUAUAAUUGUGUGUUCAUUUCCACCAUACUUGUUCAUUGAUUUUUAAAAUCUUUUCAGUAUGUUACAAUGCUUUUUCAAAUUCCUUAUUCUACUUUUAAUUCUAAUGUUGCCAUAGAAAAUAUACUUUAUAGCGUUUAUAUCAUUUAGUGCUUCCAAAAUACUCUGCGACUCUAGUACAAAUGAUAAAUAAGUAAAGAUUCUUUCCAAUCGUCUAAUCGUCCGUGAAUGGCCCGCCUUAGAUUACGUAAUAAAAAAUAUAAUUUAAAAUGGAAAUAAAUGCAUUUUAAUGAACCAAAUCUAACUGAAUGAAUAGUACUAAUUUAUUAUAUUUUUCACUGCAUAUCAAAGUUAUUGCGCAUUGAUUCAAUAAUGUAAUAUUCACUUUAAAAAACUGCAUCAAUAUUGAUUGUUUUAAAUGUAAAUUUGCAAAAAUAUUAUGUGCCAAGUAUGAGAUUUUUUAAAACAAAAUACAUUCAACUUGUGUUUUUUUAAUAAUUUGGGAAAUAACUUAAAUAAAAAUGGGUAAAACCGGUGGAAAAAAAUACUAUUUUGAAUAUGUUUAAACAAUUUGGUGCAGUUUUAACUAUCACUGUAGUGUUCACGCAAUUAAAUUGUUAGCAGUUGACUUUCAGGCGAUAUUAAAAAAAUACUCAAAAAAGUAAAACACUAAAAGCCAUCUCUAUACUCAAUAUAGAAUUAUGGGUUUAUUUCUUAAACGCAUUCAUAUUAUGUUGAUCUUCAAUUUGAAACUGAUAAAAAUAUUCAGACAAUAUCUAAAUAAAAACUUCCAAGGGGUAUUGGGUUGCUCGGGUAACUGGGUUGAGGAGGUCAAAUAUGGCAGUCGCUCCUUGUAAAGCACUGGUACCUACCAGCUACGUCCGGUUGGACUGGAAGCCGACCCCAACAUAGUUGGGAAAAAAGGCUCGGAGAAUGAUGAUCUAAAUAAAAACUUCUUACUGAAAGUCGACUGCUUAAUAACAAUAAUCAAAUAAUAUCGACAUUCUAAUACUCUAUUGUUCCAAUACUGAACAUAAACUGAUGUAAUUUCUAAUAAUGAUUGGCGACAAUAAAUCGCAUUAUGUAGUAUAAGUUGGAAAAGUCCAAAUUUAUCUCGUUACCAUACAUAUUGGCUAAAUUUAUUAUUUUUCUUGUAAACAAUGGCUGAUGUUAGUUAGUUUUGUACGAAUUUAAAUACUUUUUGAAUGUGGUAACACCAAAUUAGCGAAUUUUUGUCUCUUGCUCUGCAUCUGAACGACGAAUAGUUGGUACAGCAAACAUAAUUAUUAUUUCAAUAAUAAUAUCUACGAUCUUUUUAAAUUUUGUUGGUCGGAAAUUAUUGCUAACAAAUGCCAUUGUGAACAAGAGGUUUUUAGGUUAUGAAAAAACGAAAAUUUUGAUAUUUUUAAGCAUUAAUGUUAACGUUGGUGUUUCUUUCACCUUUUUAUUACAAUUGUUUGUUUUAUCUUUAUUGUUUUAAAACGUUAAGACACAAAAUAGAAUGUGACACAGGGAUAGUGUUGUGACGUCUUUGUGCUAUAUCGAUACAUUUAAUAGUUUUUUUUUUGUGUUGUAGUAUUUAUUUAUUUUCAACUGUAUUUCCAUUCUCUCACUACUAUCAUCUGUUAGCAAUAAUAUUUAUUAUAGUUUUAUGUAAAAAUAUCUUCAGUUUUAAUUUGCUAGUGUUGCUUCUAUUUUGUGUCACAUUGUAAAUUACUAUCGAAAUUAUGUUUAUUCAGUUUGAAGUUAUUCAAAGCUAUUUUUUAGAUCUCUCUAAGAUAUUCGCACCCGUUUACUACCAAUACUCCAUAUAGUAUUUUUUAUACUAGUGUUACGAUCAUUUGUCAAUAAUAUCAUUAUUCGCUUACCUUAAGUUUUGAUAAUAAACGGGUGCCCAAUAAAUAUGUUCCUGAAGCAAUAUUUGUAAUAAUCUGAUCGUUUAGUUUAUUUUUUAAUAAAUAUUUCAUUUCGUGAUACGUAAAAAAUAUUUUUAGAAUUCUUAGGGUGAUAGUGUACAAUAUUUUAAAAUAAGAUGUUUACACACCAUUUAUCCCUUAUUUAGUCCUAAUAUAAGGAUUUUACUCAGAAAUUCCGUAUAAAAGACCAGUUUACAGUGGUAUUUAUCGACUGGCCACCGACCCUUGCAAGAUUAUGAAAACGCUGGUCAGAUUAUGAUAGUCUUAUGAAAGUUUACUGUUAUUUUUAUCUAUUUUUCUUAUGCUUUCCCAAAUUGGAUACUAUCGAUAAAAUAUUGUACACCAUUUACCUAUAGUAUCAUCAUUCAAAUAAAAAUAGGAAUGCGUGCUUAUCGAUGUAAACGCACCUCUGAAUAGUUUGUUUUAAAUAAAUAUUGUUCUUUUGUCUACUAGUUCGUCAGUUUAAUUUAGAUACAAAGAUAUGAUUCGGUA
This is a messenger RNA of Helicoverpa armigera (cotton bollworm), 6018 nucleotides long. It is a transcript of the gene Tfb1, whose product is annotated as general transcription factor IIH subunit 1. Gene Ontology annotation, biological process: nucleotide-excision repair; transcription by RNA polymerase I; transcription by RNA polymerase II. The record is from RefSeq and is a predicted model, not a curated record. NCBI's taxonomy places the organism in Eukaryota, Metazoa, Arthropoda, Insecta, Lepidoptera, Noctuidae. Gene Ontology annotation, cellular component: transcription factor TFIIH core complex; transcription factor TFIIH holo complex. Bases 301 to 2022 code for a protein of 573 amino acids. The transcript is spliced from 12 exons.